UUUUAAACAAAACGUAUUCACCCGCCACGUAAUGGGGAGGUGGAAUAUUAAUGACGUGGACCAAUAGAUUUUAAGAUUGGAAUUAAUUACUGUGAGCACUGCCGUAUGGGAUCCUUGGAGUCUCCAUCCUUGCUACCUUGGUGGCAAAGUAUCAGAGGGAGUGGGAAGGGAACAGUUCAUCGCUUUGUAUAACUGAAAGGGUCUCUCAAUUUCUUCUUCUUUUUUCUUUCCAUUAUGAUUUUUCUCUCUGUUUUUCCGUUCGAUACUGUUUUAAUCUCGUAGUUUCAGCGAUUUUCCGGUAGGGGAAUUCUUACUGCGAAUUCGUUCUUCGUUUUUUUUUUUUUUCCGUUUCAAUGGCGGUCGGGGACCUUCAGGUACAGGGCACUGGGAAGAAGAGGAAGCGCGGAAUUGAGAGAAGGCUUCUUGUUGAUGAAAAUGUAGAGGUGAGGAGUUUAGAAGACGGAUUUCUUGGUUCUUGGCAUGGUGGGACUGUUAUUGCAUGUAACAAUGGAGUUCGUCACGUCAAGUACCAUCAUCUUCUUCUUAAUGAUGGUUCUGGUUUCCUUGUUGAUGUUGUUUCGAUCUCUGCCAGUUUAGAUGGUGUUAGUUCCUUGAUUGGGAAGUCGAAUGUUCGAGGAUAUAUAAGGCCAAUACCACCUACGGUUGACUUUGGAAAGUGGCCUUUGCCUUAUGGACUGUGUGUUGAUGUGUAUUAUCAGGAUGCAUGGUGGGAAGGUGUUGUAUUUGAUCACGAAGAUGGUUCUGUGGAGAGAAGGAUUUUCUUUCCGGAUUUGGGUGAUGAGUUGUUGGUUGGAAUUGAAACAUUGCGUAUUACCCAGGAAUGGGAUGAGGCUACUGGAGAUUGGAAGAUACGUGGGAACUGGUCGUUUCUGGAGUUAAUCGAUCGAUGUGAAAAAGAAUCUUAUCUUCCUGUUUCUUUGAAGCAGAUAUGGUAUGAAGUACGGGCGAAAGUUGGUUUCAUGAAGAUUGGAGAGUGGACCUCUCCUAUGAAUGAUUUAUGGAAGGAGUUGGUGAUGGAGGUCAUUGAUGAAAAUUUAGAUGUUACUCUAAAGGAAAUGCUUCGGCUUUUAGAAAUUUCCUACAGUUUAGGAAGUGAACUAGGUAAAACUGAUGUUUGUAUCAACAAGAAUCCAUUGACCGAUUUAGUUGGCUUUGAUGCAACUGCAAUAACAGGAGAAUUUGUAAGAAAUGAUAUGGUGAUUAAUGAUUUCAAUCAGGAAAAUGCAUUUGAUGACCGUGGUUUGGUAAUGGUAGAAGUGCACGACCACGAUGGCUUGAAUGCUUUACUGGAUUCUGGUCCAAAUUCUACUAAUAUUCAUCUAGCUCAAGAAGAAUCAAAACUGGAUUAUAAGUCCAAAAUGAAAACUUCGAAUGAUUUAGGUUUUUCCUGCCAUGAUGAAGCGUUGUCCAUGCUGCCUAAAACAUCGCCAUCCAUAGCUUCUGAUGCUGAUGGACUUUUUGGUGCUGGUGCCAUUAACCAUCAACGACUUCCAAUUGUCCUGUAUCAAAAUGUUAAUAAACAGCUGAAAUGCUCAGGACAUGGAAACCCCCUCAAGUGGGAACCUCUUAAUGCUACAACCCUUCCUGAUGCUGCAUUAUACCCUGAUGCUGUUUCUGAAUAUUCACUUUUGAAUAGAGAAAAACCUACACAAGCCUUGCUCGAAAAUGCAAGGAAACAUCUUUUAUAUCUUGGCUGGAAAAUUGAAUGUAGGACAGAUAAGCCUAUUUUUAGAUAUACCUCCCCCAAUGGCAAGUGUUUCUAUUCGCUUCGCCAGGUGUGCAAGCUCUUGGAAGAAACCUCCGCUCAGAUCCCUCCAUCUAUUUCCAAAGAUGAAAUGAGAAAUAUGCAUGACUCAUGUCAUGUGAGACUCUCAUCUAGGGUCCUUGAACAAAGAGAAAGGAGUUCAAGUCCCAACAAUUGCUUUGAGACAACUCUUGAUGGUUCUGAUAUCGUUUUAGGAAAACCUGAACUUUUGCAUAGAGCCGUUGUGGACUACUAUAAUUUGAGUCGGUUAGGCAGAAAUGGCAGAAAUGGAAGGAAGAAAAUGUUUGAAAUGCAAUCAAAGACAAGAAUGCACCUAUUAUCUUUGGGAUGGCGUUUUCUUGUCAACAAUAAAGGUAAAGGAAACAGGCAAAGAUGGUACUACACUUCACCUCUAGGCCGAUCUUGUGCGUCACUUUCAGCAGCCUGCAAAAUCUGUUUAGAUGAAGAAGGCAUCUACAGUAAUACCAAGUUUGUUGGUAGUCCUUUGAGAAAUGUAUUCAUAAUACAGAAGGCUGAGGGCCAAUUAGUUAGGAAUGAAUUUUACUCUCCAGCAAGUAAUAUGGAUGUACAGGAAUGCUCAAAGCCUUCAAGUCCAAUCAGAACAUUUUCUGGAGAGUCUCCUAGAACAUCUCCAUCCAAAGAUCUUGUGAAGUUUAGUCAUGAUAAAUUUCGAAGUACUAGAAAACUCAGGAGCAUGGCUAAUUUAUUUGAUUUUUCAUCUAACUUACUCCAAAGCCGUCAUAAAUUGGAUGGUAAAGCCUAUGAAUCAGGCAUCCAAACCCUACGCAAAAAGUAUGUGAGGCGGCGCAUAAGGAGUCCUGGAGCAGUUAAGCAAAACUUAAGCAGAGCAAGUGCAUCUGCAGGUAUCAAUAAAUUUUCAGAUGACAUGGAACAUAGUAGGUCAAUGCGUGUGUCACGCUCAAGCAAAAGAGCGCUUGAGGUGGUCACUCCAUGCGCUUCACACCACAACCCUAGAACUGUACUCUCCUGGUUGAUAGACAACAAUAUGGUCUUGCCAAGGACAAAGGUUUAUUACUGUAGAGGUAAGGAUCGUCAACCAAUGGCUGAAGGAAGGAUAUCUCGUGGUGGAAUCAAAUGUUGCUGCUGUCAAAAGGUAUUUACUAUCAAUGGUUUUGGAAUCCACGCUGGCAGCACUUCAUCCCGGUCAGCUGCAAAUAUACUGUUCGAAGAUGGAAAAUCUUUGUUAGAAUGCCAGAAACUGUGCAAUAAAAAGAUCAGGGACUUUCAAAGAGAAACACUUGAUUGUGGGAGAGAUGGUUUUUCUAAAGGUGAGAAUGACUAUAUCUGUUCAAUUUGUCAAUUUGGAGGCACAUUAAUUUUAUGUGAUCAGUGUCCAUCUUCAUUCCACCAAAGCUGCCUUGGUUUGAAGAAGGUGAUUGGUUUUGUCCAUCGUGUUGCUGUGGUAUUUGUGGCGAGAAUGAAUUUUAUGAACACAACAAUGUUGUUGACAACCCUUUCCUCACUUGUUGUCAGUGUGAACGUAAAUUUUCUUUGUGCAGAUCAUGUUGAAUGCUUAGGAAUCAAGGGGACUCAAAACUUUGGAAGCUAUUCUAAAACUUAUUGGUUUUGUAACAAACAUUGUAAAGAGAUACAUUUGGGCCUCCAAAAGCUUUUAGGAAAAUCGAUCCAAGUUGGUGGUGACAAUCUAACCUGGUCACUACUGAAGGCCACAAAUUCUGAUACUCAUCAUUUCAAUCCUCUUCAUCCCGAGACUGUAACAGAAAAUCAGAGCAAGCUUAAUGUUGCUCUCUCCGUGAUGCAUGAAUGUUUUGAACCUGUUAGGGACCAUCAUACGAGAAGAGACAUUGUAGAGGAUGUCAUUUUUAGCAGAAGGUCAGAGCUUAAGCGGUUGAACUUUCAAGGUUUCUAUACUGUGCUCUUAGAAAGAAAUGAUGAAUUAGUCAGUGUUGCUGCUGUAAGGGUCUAUGGAGAGAGAGUGGCAGAAGUACCACUUGUUGGCACACGUUUUCAUUAUCGUCGUCUCGGCAUGUGUCGUAUUUUGAUGAAUGAGCUUGAAGAGAGGCUGAGAGAACUGGGAGUUCAGAGGCUGGUCUUGCCAGCUGUUUCUAGUGUGCUCAAUGCAUGGACUACGUCAUUUGGAUUUUCAAAGAUGAAUGAUUCCGAGAGAUUAGAGUUUCUUAAUUUUACUUUCCUGGAUUUCCAGGAAACUACAAUGUGUCAGAAAUUCUUGAUCAAGGAUACAGUUGUGCCUAGCUCAUUAGCAGGGAAGUCUGAACUUCACGAUGAUGGCAACAAAAACAGCAAUAGUUCUGAUAAUAUUUGUGGAUCAAGUGCAAUAACCGAACUUCAUCCAGCAGCACAAGCUGAGGAGAGCAGUAUCUUGAGUCAAGGACAACUGGGAAUAUCUGCAGGUAACAACAGUGAUAGAAGCCCCAAUUCGGAGGGGAUGUUGAAGAAUCAUCUUCAAAUCAAUACAAGCCACAUUGAGAAAUUUCCCACAUGCUUGGCUGGAGGCUACAAACAUUGUGAAGGUCUCCAAGAGAGUACUCAUGAUUAUUUGAAGUACUACAGGCGGAGAAGCAAGUUGAUCAGUUGUUGAUUAGACGGUGCUCUGAACGACACGACGGUGAUUAGAAACGUGCAUAACCCGUUUUCUAGAAUUAAUUAACAACUUGGAAUUUUGGCAGGAGUGGUUUAGUGUUUAGUUUCUGUUCUCUUGUACAGAAUCAGGCUUAGGAAAGCUUGUUUGAAUGGUUAGUUUUCUACGAUUGGGUGUUUGUAAAUAUUGAUGCAUGCCUGGUCUCUGCUUUAUCAGAUUGAACUUAAUAAUAGGUUGGGGCUGAUAUAUAAAAUGGUGUAAGCCAUGUGGAGAAACAGAUAUUUUGAAGGGAAAACCAUGAAUCAAAUUUUGUUUGUA
This is a messenger RNA of Cucurbita moschata (crookneck pumpkin), 4685 nucleotides long. RefSeq lists its product as uncharacterized. Gene Ontology annotation, biological process: negative regulation of DNA-templated transcription. Bases 354 to 4367 code for a protein of 1337 amino acids. Lineage: Eukaryota; Viridiplantae; Streptophyta; Magnoliopsida; Cucurbitales; Cucurbitaceae. The transcript has 12 exons. The record is from RefSeq and is a predicted model, not a curated record. Gene Ontology annotation, molecular function: transcription corepressor activity; acyltransferase activity, transferring groups other than amino-acyl groups.